This is a messenger RNA of Nymphalis io (European peacock), 614 nucleotides long. RefSeq names its product B9 domain-containing protein 1 (gene B9d1). The transcript is spliced from 3 exons. Gene Ontology annotation, cellular component: MKS complex. NCBI's taxonomy places the organism in Eukaryota, Metazoa, Arthropoda, Insecta, Lepidoptera, Nymphalidae. Gene Ontology annotation, biological process: cilium assembly. Bases 1 to 585 code for a protein of 194 amino acids. The record is from RefSeq and is a predicted model, not a curated record.
AUGAGGGAAAGCGAAGUAACAAAGUUUUUAGUUUCUUUCAAUGGACAUAUAGAAUAUGUGAUAUUUCCUGCGGGGGUAUUUGAUGAGCAACUGUAUAUUCAGUAUGAAGUAGUGUGGGGCUUAGAUUGGGACCCUAUUUCUGGCUUAUUUACAGGAACAAGUCAAAUGGCACGGUCGGGCAGAGACCCAGAGAAAGUAAUAUUUAAUAUGCCUGUUGAAAUGGUGUUGGGCAGUACCAACGUAUUUGGAUGGCCGCAGCUAGUAGUAACAGUCAGGGCGAAAAACUUCUUCAGUGGAGACACGCUUUGUGGUUACGCCCUUUUUCUUUUGCCACCAGUGGCUGGUACACAUGAAAUAACGUCUCCUCUGGUUAAACCAAGGUCAGCUACGAUGUUGGGGGAGUGGCUCACCUGGCUAACAGGUAGGCAACCUGAGCUGGCCGAUCCUAGGAUGCUCGCUACAGGAAAGGAAAAUUAUUUGUUAAGAACAGAGUCAUAUGGACACGUAAGAUUAAAAAUGACAAUGGUGUCGAAAGAUCUGCGGAAACUCGGCUACGAUAACAUGGCGCCGGUUUUGAAAAUGUAGAUUGUACGGUCUAAUUAAAUAUUAUCAAU